AUGGGGGUGCCCGGAUCUGCCAGCCUCUGGCGCGCACUCACAGUGAAGUUUGGCCGAGAAGUGGAUGCCGGUCGCUUGGGGGGUGGGUCCCACCGCCCCCUCCCCUCCCUGCCUCACACCCAGCCCGCCUUUCUUCUAGAACGUCCCACCCUGCCGCUUUUGCUGUCUUUGCUCCUGCUUCCUCUGGGCCUUCCAGUCCUCUGUGCUCCCCCACGCCUCAUCUGCGACAGCCGAGUUCUGGAGAGGUACAUCUUGGAGGCCAAGGAGGCAGAGAACGUCACGAUGGGCUGUGCGGAAGGUCCCAGACUGAGUGAGAAUAUUACAGUCCCAGAUACCAAAGUCAACUUCUAUGCUUGGAAAAGAAUGGGGGUGGAAGAACAGGCUGUAGAAGUUUGGCAAGGCCUGUCCCUGCUCUCAGAAGCCAUCCUGCAGGGCCAGGCCUUGCUAGCCAACUCCUCCCAACCACCAGAGAUGCUUCAGCUGCAUAUAGACAAAGCCAUCAGUGGCCUGCGUAGCCUCACUUCCCUGCUCCGGGUGCUGGGAGCCCAGAAGGAAUCGAUAUUAUCUCCAGAUGCUACUUCACCGUCUCCACUCCGAACACUCACAGUGGAUACUUUCUGCAAACUCUUCCGGGUCUACUCCAACUUCCUCCGGGGAAAACUGAAGUUGUACACAGGGGAGGCCUGCAGGAGAGGGGACAGGUGAGCUGCCGCCGCCACUGUGACGUAUCCACCAACUUUGCUCACCAUCGCUGCCUGUGUCACGCCAACCCUCCAUCACUCCCAACCCUCACCAAAGGGGUUGUGACCUCCUCACCAGCUUGUCCUAUGGACACUCCAGCACCAGCAGUGAUCUCUUGGGGGAGCCAGAAGAACUUUCCAGAGCUCCAUUCUGAAAUCUCAAGAUGUUACUGGGCCAGCCUGAGGCCCCAAGGCAGGAGAGACUUGAAGAACCAUCUUGGAUUUGUUUUGUUUUUGUUGAGACAGGAAGGUCUCACAUAGCCCAGGCUGGCCUGGAACUCGCUAUGUGGCUAAGGAUGAUUUUGGACUCCUUAUCUUC
Messenger RNA from Phodopus roborovskii (desert hamster), 1059 nucleotides. RefSeq names its product erythropoietin (gene Epo). Lineage: Eukaryota; Metazoa; Chordata; Mammalia; Rodentia; Cricetidae. The record is from RefSeq and is a predicted model, not a curated record. Bases 1 to 705 code for a protein of 234 amino acids. The transcript has 6 exons. Gene Ontology annotation, molecular function: hormone activity; erythropoietin receptor binding; cytokine activity. Gene Ontology annotation, cellular component: extracellular region.